AUGGCGGAGCAGGUACCAGAGUUUAAACUCAUUUUGGUGGGAGAUGGGGGUGUAGGGAAGACGACCCUGGUGAAGAGGCACCUUACAGGAGAAUUCGAAAAAAAAUAUAUUCCCACUCUUGGUGUCGAAGUCCGCCCUCUUCGCUUCACCACCAACUUCGGCCCAAUAGUAUUCAAUGUAUGGGACACGGCUGGCCAAGAAAAGUUUGGCGGUCUACGUGAUGGAUAUUAUAUUAAGGGGCAAUGCGCUAUUAUGAUGUUCGAUGUAACAAGUCGUAUUACAUACAGAAAUAUCCCCAAUUGGCAUAGAGAUAUUGUUCGUGUAUGCGAGAAUAUACCCAUCGUACUCGUAGACGUAAAAGAUCGUCAAGUUAAGGCCCGAGUAAUUCAAUUCCAUAGAAAAAAAAAUUUGCAAUAUUAUGAUAUUAGUGCAAGAUCGAAUUAUAAUUUCGAGAAACCUUUCCUUUGGCUAGCAAGAAGAUUAACUAAUCAGGCAUCUCUUACCUUUACAGGUGAGCAUGCAAAGGCACCAGAGAUUAUGAUUGAUCCUUCCUUAGUGCAGCAAGCAGAGAGAGAAUUACAAGAGGCAGUAAAUACAGCAAUAGAGGACGAUGAUGACGACCUGUAA
This is a messenger RNA of Eimeria maxima, 627 nucleotides long. RefSeq names its product GTP-binding nuclear protein ran/tc4, putative. The record is from RefSeq and is a predicted model, not a curated record. The transcript has 5 exons. Gene Ontology annotation, biological process: ribosomal subunit export from nucleus; protein import into nucleus. Gene Ontology annotation, cellular component: nucleus; cytoplasm. NCBI's taxonomy places the organism in Eukaryota, Apicomplexa, Conoidasida, Eucoccidiorida, Eimeriidae. Gene Ontology annotation, molecular function: GTP binding; GTPase activity. The coding region runs from base 1 to 627 and encodes 208 amino acids.